This is a messenger RNA of Manis javanica (Malayan pangolin), 2577 nucleotides long. RefSeq names its product kelch domain containing 8B (gene KLHDC8B). Gene Ontology annotation, biological process: mitotic cytokinetic process; mitotic nuclear division; nuclear chromosome segregation. The record is from RefSeq and is a predicted model, not a curated record. Lineage: Eukaryota; Metazoa; Chordata; Mammalia; Pholidota; Manidae. Gene Ontology annotation, molecular function: protein binding. Gene Ontology annotation, cellular component: intercellular bridge; cellularization cleavage furrow; midbody.
ACUCGUGUCUGUCGGUGUGAGUGCGGAAAGUGAGACAGACACUGUGCGUUAGUAGCAGCGUAGACAGCUACGGGGACCUCUUCUCCCAGGUGACCCCUGACCGCAUGAAGGGGUCCAGCCCACGGACCUAGCCGGGGCUCCGAAGGUUCAGAAGCCAGGCUGGCCACCGCCUGGGUCUGCGGCAGGCAGGCCUGGGUCGCACCAACUAGAGAGCUGGCUCGGCAGGCCCAGGCCGCUGGAGACAGGCAGUCACAGAGCUCUCUGCGGCCCGGAGAGCCCAGGCCUCAGGCCCUACAGACUGAGGCCAGAGAGGCCUGGCCGGCCCAUCCAGGCUCAGAGCUGCCCUCCCCUCCAAGAAUGCCGCCCCCCUCCCGCCCCAGGCCCGUGGAAGGGCCCGUCAAGCACCGGGGCCGGCACCGCCUGCUCCUCCACGGCUGCUGGCCUCAGCGUGCACCACGGGACCUCUUCCGUGCCCUGCUCGGUGCCUGGGGACCGGCGGCCGGCGGCCACCCCCACUGGACAGGGCCCAGCCGCGCGCGUCCCGAGCGGCCUCCAGGGGGCGUCGCCGCGCAGCCGGCGGGGGCUCCGCCGGCCCGCCCCCCGCCGCACGUGCGGCGCUGCUUUCCGCCGCCUCAUUUCUCCCCAGCCUGAGGUCGAUGCCUAGACCCUGAGCAGGCGCAGCGUCCGCUUGUCCACGAGUCUGCUCAUCGGCUUGCGCGGGGCACGGUCGGCGCGCCCCGCUCCGGCCGCGGCAGGUGCAGGGUUAAGGCGGGGGGAGGCUUCCGCAGUCGGUGGGGGACGAGGGGCGGACCCCGGCCGGCCCCGCCCCACGCCGGAGCAGAGCCCGAGCCCCGCGGAGCCUCGCCGAGGCCGGCCGCAACCCCAGCCGGACCGGAGCCGGCACCGAAGGAGCCGUAUCGGCGGACCCCGCGCCCCGGCGGCGCCGGAGCCCCGGCCGGUGAAGGCCUCCCUGGAGCUCUGGUGGAGUCCAGAUGAGGCCCCACCGUGUCCCUCAGUGAGGCCUGCAACUUGAGCGGACAGCAUGGCCUGCCACCGGAGGUGAACACCAUGGCCACAGGAGGCGGCCGGGCCUUCGCCUGGCAGGUGCUUCCCCCCAUGCCCACCUGCCGGGUCUAUGGCACAGUGGCAUGCCAGGACGGGCACCUGCUAGUGCUGGGGGGCUGCGGCCGGGCUGGGCUGCCCCUGGACGCCGCUGAGACACUGGACAUGAGCUCCCACGCAUGGCUGGCACUGGCGCCCCUGCCCACUGCCCGGGCUGGUGCAGCUGCUGUGGCACUGGGCAAGCAGGUGCUCAUGGUGGGCGGUGUGGAUGAAGGCCAGAGUCCAGUGGCUGCUGUGGAGGCCUUCCUGGCUGAUGAGGGCCGCUGGGAGCGUCGGGCUUCCCUUCCUCAGGCAGCCAUGGGGGUUGCGACUGUUGAGAGAGGGGGCCGCCAGGGCAAGCUUCCGGUGACUGCUUUCGAGGCCUUUGAUCUGGAGGCCCGCACCUGGACACGGCACCCGAGCCUACCCAGCCGCCGGGCCUUUGCUGGCUGCACCAUGGUUGAAGGCAGUGUCUUUAGCCUGGGUGGCCUGCAGCAGCCUGGGCCCCACAAUUUCUACUCCCGGCCACACUUUGUCAACACUGUGGAGGUGUUCGACCUGGAGCAUGGGUCCUGGACCAAGCUGCCCCGCAGCCUGCGCAUGAGAGAGAAGAGGGCCGACUUCGUGGUUGGCUCCCUCGGGGGCCACGUCGUGGCCAUCGGGGGCCUUGGAAACCAGCCAUGCCCCCUGGGCUCCGUGGAGGGCUUCAGCCUUGCACGGCAGCGCUGGGAGGCACUGCCUGCCAUGCCCACGGCUCGCUGCUCCUGUUCUAGUCUGCAGGCAGGGCCCCGGCUGUUUGUUAUCGGGGGUGUGGCCCAGGGUCCCAGCCAAGCUGUGGAGGCACUCUGUCUGCGUGACGGGGUCUGAAUGCAUGAUGGCACCUGUUCAUUGAAGCAGCUUGGUGCCGGCACAGACGUCUGUGGCUCCUUUGGCUGCAAGGAAGCUCACUGUGUCUCUGUGGGAUGAAGGGGACCCAGGGGUGGGUACUCAAGACGCUGCCUCGGGGACUUGGGGCCCUCGUCUUUAGUGCGGGACACAUAUACACUCUAUCCCCAUUCAUUCAUGGGGCGCUCCUGGCUCCAUCUCUGCUCAGCUCUGGAACCUACUGGGCCCAGUGUGGCACCGGGAAGUGGAGGGAAGUGGGGGCCAGCCUCAUGCCCCACAGGGCCAGGCCGACCUGGAAUUGACCAGGCUGUCCGGAAAAGUCCUAGCUGCCAGCCUGCCUUGGGGCUCCUGUGGACGCAGGAGACAUGGAGGGAAGGAAGAGCGGCCGUGGGAGCCUCCAGAGGGCCAGAGGCAUGGCGCUUUCACGCUCCUCACACUCUGCUCUGGGGCCUCGGGCACGCCGCUUCACCUCUGUGUGCCCGAGCAGCCCCAUGUGCCAAGGGGGAUCUCUAAAGCCUUCCUGCCUUCCUCACAGGGCUGUUGUGAGGACCAGGGGGCCACCCGUGCAAGUAAAAGUGCUGCUGAAACCUG